Molecule: messenger RNA, 1554 nt
Organism: Emiliania huxleyi CCMP1516
Lineage: Eukaryota; Haptophyta; Isochrysidales; Noelaerhabdaceae
Exons: 6
Coding region: 215-1243 (342 amino acids)
Biological process (GO): peptidyl-serine phosphorylation; peptidyl-threonine phosphorylation
Molecular function (GO): ATP binding; protein serine/threonine kinase activity
Source: RefSeq, a predicted model, not a curated record
CGCCUUCCACGAGCACGGCAGCCACGCGGGUCCGACCUGGCCGGCCGCGGCGCUCGACCACAACCUGCCGCUGCGCGCCUCGUGCGGCCUCACCGCCCUGUACGCCGCCGUGAACCGGACGCGCGGGCCCGAGCUGGCCGCCACGGCCGUCGCCCCGCCCGUCAAGCGGCUGCACGAGACUUUCCCGGACGGCACGCUGUGCCUCGCGCCCGACAUGCCGCUCCUCGCGCGGAGGUACCGCUUCAUGCACGCCAUCUCCGAGACGGACCUCUCGCAGGUCAUCUGCGCCACUGACACCUACUGCGAGUGCGAGCGGGCGGCCGAUGGGCGGCGGCAGCCGCUCGUCGCCAUCAAGGUGCUCAACGCGAAGCACUGGAUCCUCGGCGCGCAGGAGUACACGCGGAUGCGCCUCCUCCGCAAGCGGCAGGACGCGGAGGGCGUCCACGUCCCGAUUGCCGGGGCGACGUCCUGCUUCGAGGUCGGGUGCCACUUUUGCAUCCUGCAGCCCCUCCUCGCCACCCUGGAUCACGAGGCGGCCCGCUGCCGCCUCUGUGGACCCCCCGGCGGCGGCGGCGAGGUCGACCUCGGCAACCGCGUGCGGCUCAUCGACUUUUCAAACGCAAUGACGCCGGCCGAGUCAAAGGCGUACUACGACACGUUCGACGUCCAGACGCUGGGGUACCGAGCGCAGGAGGUCAUCUUCGGCGCCCCCUUCGGCUUUGGGAUCGACAUGUGGUCGCUCGGGGUCACUCUCUGCGAGCUGUUCGCCGGCCGCUACCUGCUCCAGGCCGCGUCGCGCGGCGGGCUCGCGGUGCAGGUUGCGCAGCUGCUUGGCCGACCACCGCAGGGCCUCUUUGACGGCGCGAAGUACCACGCCGAGCUGCACCACCUCGUGGCGCACCAGCCGCCACCCCUCCCGCCGACGCAGCUCCGCGCGCGGCUGACGGAGCGGCUUGGCGCGCCGCGCAGCAGCCAGGCGCAGCUCUUUCUUGACCUCGUCACCGGCAUGUUGCAGUACGACCCUCGCCGCCGCCUCACCCCUUCCGAGGCGCUCUGCCACCCCUUCCUCGCCCCCUUCUUCCCGUGGCGCGCGACGAUGCCGCGCGAAGUGGUCGCCGCCGCGGAUGAGAAGGUGUUCGUGGAGAUGCGGGGCCCCGCUCUGGACGUGCAGCCCGAGGAGCCGCCGCUCAAGAAGCGGCUUGUGGGGGGGCGCCCCCUCGACGCCGUGACGCAGAUCGCCUGAGACGGGGCCGCUUGUCGCCGGUUGCACGGCUUGUCUACAUCUGCACCUGCUCUCUCUCGUUUGCAUGAUGCGUGUGGUGGCUCGUACGACCUCGCCCGCCCGUGCGGUUCGUGAGUCCCCGCCCUCUCUGACUCGUGAUCUGAUCUGACGGCAUGUGUACGUUCUGACCCGUUUGUGUGUGCGCUGCGGGUGCGCGCGCUGCGGGUGCGGGGAGGUGGGGCCGGGAGAGCUCAGCUGCUCUGCCGCCGCCCGGUUACUCUACUUUGUAAAAUACCUGUGUUUGUACGUAUUACGUUACACACGAUGCACCG